GCGCUGGGAGUCCCCGUCGCUCUUCUGCCUGACGCUGGCGAGACCGGGGGCCGAGAUGGACAUCGUGCGCGCCGCGUUGUCCGAGACUGCCGGCAUAUUCGAGUGCGAGGAGUACACCGUCUUGAGCAACCAGGACCAGGGCGCCACCAGGGGCCAAGCGGCGGAGGAGGUGACCAUCGGCCAGGGUAUCGUCAGCAAAGUGAUCGAAAUGAUCGACGGAGGGCUCUCCAAGGACGGCACGUCGGCAAACACGCUGACCUUCAUAAACGUGUGGGAGGCCAUCUUGCAGGACGGCAGGUACGAGAACCACGACUUCACGGUCAAGGUCGACCCCGACACGGUGAUGCUGCCCUCCAGACUCCGGACGGCUCUUGUGGGCUUCGUCGGGAGCAACGUCUACGUGCCCAACUGCGACCUCACCGACCUGUACCCGGGCACCGUCGACUACCCGAUGAUGUACGGGUCGCUGGAGGUGCUGUCCAAGGACGGACGCCCUGA
Messenger RNA from Prorocentrum cordatum, 498 nucleotides. The record is from the annotation of a GenBank genome assembly. NCBI's taxonomy places the organism in Eukaryota, Dinophyceae, Prorocentrales, Prorocentraceae.